CUCGGCCCGCCCGCCGGAAGUGAACUCCUGAAUGAGCCCAUGAGUGGGAGAAGACAGUUUCUUCUUGCCUCUGUCACUGCUGUCCAGAAUUCCCGUUUUGUGUAUCCAUCGUGUCAGAAUUGCUUCUCUAGGAUCAUCCUUGGAUCUGCAAGGUUCCACUGUCCAAGAUGCGGCUGCCAGGGUGAGACGGAGAAUGCAAGUUACAGGUAUAAGCUGGCCCUGAGAGUUGCCGGGGAGAAUGAAUUAUUUAUCAUCACUGUGUUCGGAAGCUGUUUAAACCCAUUCUUCGGCCUACCCGCCAGGCUUCUGCAGAGGUACGUCCAGGAUUCUAAGCCACUUCCAGGAACCCCGGACAACGAUGCAGUUUGGGAUUUACUAAUUCAAGCAGUUCACACUUGUUUUGUUGGAAGAAGCUUUAUCUUUGGAGUUACGAACUUUGGAAACCGACGAGGCCACACAACCGGUCGCAGUGGCCUCUGGCAGAGCUGGCCGAGCCGUAGGGACCGCAGAGGAGAGCUGGUGGCCUGUCAGAUUUCACUGCCCAACCCCGCGGUCCCCGGCUCCACCGUGAUCGGCUGCUUCGACCGACUUCUGCGGUCAGCCCGGCCCGGGGACGCCGGCUGGGGCUCCCAGCUCCCCGAGAGCCUCUGCCCCAUCGCCGACGGCCGGGGCAGCGAGUUCGGGAGCGGCUGCAGCCCUGGCUCCCAUCGGGUGGGGGACGGGGACCGCCCCUCCGGGCUCUGGCGGCUGUCCCUCGGGCUCACCUCGGCUGACACGCAGCCCUCCGACGAUGGAGCCCCGGCGGCUCUGGAACCGAACGGAUCCGGGAGGGACGAGGAGCGGGAACCGCCGGGGACUGGAGCCGCCUGGCCCUACUACCAUGAUGGAUCCCCCGGAAGGCGUGAAGGCGAAGAGGCCCGGCGGCCAGUGGACCGAGGAUUCAGCUCACGCCCCGGUCGCGGAAGGAUUGGGGCGGUCGACAGCUGGGCCGGGUGUCCGGUUUCCGACAUGGUGCAGAUGCUCGCCCGCAGCGGGUCAGAGGUUUUCCAUGGUUUUCCGUCGGGCCCCGCGGAAGAUCGCUCCAGGCCCGGCUUGCCGUCCCACUCCAGUCGAGGCUCACCCCAGGCCCGGGCCUGGGGGCUCUCCCUGCAGGACAGAGACUCGUUCGGCUCAGGCCCAUCGCCUGGUCUGACCCCUUCGGCCGGAGGCUCCCAGAGAGAGGAUCCCACCCUUUGGGAUGAGCUGCCGUUCUCGGAAAGCCUAAAUGAGUUCCUGGCCCUGGUGGAAAAGGAGGGGCCCCCAGCCCGGACCGGUGCCCGUCAGUGCUCUGCGGGGGAAGGCAGGUCAGACCCGGGGGAGCCUUCCAAGAAGGCUAUGGUUGGGGUGCCUUCUAGGAGGUCACCCCCCAUGGCAGAAAGCUUAAACCCUGGCAGGGAGAGCGGUCCCCCAGGAGUUGACUCACCCCCAAAGUCGAUUACUCACAGGAGAGCCCAGUCAGCGGACACUAGCAUUGGUGGAAAGGAAGAUUCAGAGGGCCUUACACCCAAUCCCUAUCAGUCCAUCUUAGCCCUCUCGCCUAAAGACUGGCAAACGCCACCUCCCCCUCCAGAGAGAAGCCACUUUCCGCCGCGUGGAGCUGAAGCGAUACCAAAUGCAAGUUCUCGCGGGGAUAUUACCGCACGUGGCCCGAUCCCAUUCUCCGUUCCAGAUGGGCAGAGCCCCACUUCGGAAAGGGGUGCGAAAGAGGUGUGUUUGGGCCAUCCCGAACGGUGGAUCCAUCUUCCCGGCUCCCGGGACGCAGGAGAUAAAGAGAAUCAGAGCUGCCCACGAAACCAAGGAAAUAAUCUUCCGGUCAGUAGGAAACGUGCGAGGAGGUCGAGAGCCUCUGGCAGUGGGGUCGGUCUGAGGGCGGAGACGUCGGCCAAAUCUCAAGACGGAGUUUUGGGAACGACCACUUGUGCCCACCUGCCUCAAAACUCUCCCCUUCCCCUCGAAGCGAGUUACGACGCUUCCGCUGACCUUUUUGACGCAAGCAGUUCAGGGGAAUAUCCGAGCAAGUCCAGGAGCGUUUUCUCCCCGUGGGACAGAAGGCCUCUGGAAAGUCAUUCCACCCCCAACGGGCUGCUCAGCCCCUUCUCCUCCAGCCAAGGUCAUCCACUCCACAGCUCAGCCCGGAGAAAGGUCCGUCUUUCUCUCUGUCAGAGAGCGGGGUCAGCUCUGGGUCCCUCUCCGCCAGAUUCACAACACUCCCUGGGAGAGACCCAAGACUUCGUGCCUUACUCACAGUCAACCCCCAUUGCACGGAAUCCACGGACACUAAGGAUCUACAGGAUGAAAGACUCUUUCAAGAAAUUCGCCUCCAGCCGCCCCGAAGUCACUCCCAAGCCCCAGAACUGUAGCACUGUGAAACCAGCAUCCUCAAACCGCUCGGACUCCAGGAAACCAGAAAGCCCAGCAUCCAGACACGCCGCGGUGUCCCAUCUUCCCCAACCACUCGCCCUGGGCAAAGACCCUGCCGCUGAGCUUCCCGAGGUGGAUGCCAACGACUGGGUCCCUCCGUCGACCAAAAAACUAUUGCUCCGGUCCGCCCUCCAUCCCAAAAUGCUUGGAUCCCGAGCCAGAGGCCUGACUUUGAAUCCCUUCGGACGGAAGACGACACCUAGAAGCGAGGCGAGACGCUGUGGAAAAGCGACAACCGACGGAUGUGAGAGAAGGCCGGAGUUAGACCCGGGAAGGACAGCCGCUGCCCUGGACGUGUGGCCGACUCCUCAUAAACGGGGAGAUGGCGGGACGAACAAAACGGCCGGGGGAGAGACCCCCAGAACCAGAGAAGUCAAAUACGGCCUUUCGCUUUCUGAAAAUUGGUCACCUGUGGGGCCGGAAGCUAACGCCGCCGCGGGUAUCUGGUCUCCCGAACUGUUUACCCCAAAAACCAGCCAAACCCAAUCAAUGAACUGUUUGGAACGGGGACCCUUGCGUCCCAACAGACGGUGA
This is a messenger RNA of Tachyglossus aculeatus (Australian echidna), 2994 nucleotides long. It is a transcript of the gene DDIAS, whose product is annotated as DNA damage induced apoptosis suppressor. Bases 40 to 2994 code for a protein of 984 amino acids. The transcript has 5 exons. The record is from RefSeq and is a predicted model, not a curated record. Gene Ontology annotation, biological process: negative regulation of intrinsic apoptotic signaling pathway in response to DNA damage. Gene Ontology annotation, cellular component: cytoplasm; nucleus. NCBI's taxonomy places the organism in Eukaryota, Metazoa, Chordata, Mammalia, Monotremata, Tachyglossidae.